Molecule: messenger RNA, 944 nt
Organism: Lycium ferocissimum
Lineage: Eukaryota; Viridiplantae; Streptophyta; Magnoliopsida; Solanales; Solanaceae
Product: tropinone reductase 2
Exons: 5
Coding region: 94-876 (260 amino acids)
Molecular function (GO): oxidoreductase activity
Source: RefSeq, a predicted model, not a curated record
GUGGAAAAGAAUUCUAUAAAUCAACUCGAGGACCACUUCAUUAAAAACUUCUCUAAAAACCAUUAUUUCCAUUUCUUCAAUAAUUUGUGAGUUAUGACAGGAAGGUGGAAUCUUGAAGGCUGCACUGCCCUUGUUACUGGUGGCUCUCGAGGCAUAGGGUAUGGGAUCGUAGAGGAACUAGCAGGUCUUGGAGCAUCAGUUUAUACAUGUUCACGUAAUCAAAAGGAGCUUAAUGAGUGCUUGGCUCAAUGGAGAAGUAAAGGUUUUAAAGUUGAAGCAUCUGUUUGUGAUUUAUCAUCAAGAACUGAACGAGAGGAGUUUAUGAAGACUGUCGCCAAUCAUUUCGAUGGCAAGCUCAAUAUUUUGGUAAAUAAUGCUGGUAUUGUCAUAUACAAAGAAGCUAAAGAUUACACUAUGGAAGAUUACUCUCUGAUCAUGAGCAUCAACUUUGAGGCUGCUUACCAUGUAUCUGUACUUGCACAUCCCUUAUUAAAGGCAUCAGAAAGGGGAAAUGUUGUCUUUAUUUCUUCUAUUUCUGGGGCUUCUGCACUUCCAUAUGAGGCUGUUUAUGGAGCAACCAAAGGAGCAAUGGAUCAACUCACAAGAUGCUUAGCGUUUGAGUGGGCAAAGGACAAUAUUCGUGUCAAUGGUGUUGGACCAGGGGUUAUUGCAACUUCUCUUGUCGAAAUGACAAUCCAAGAUCCAGAGCAAAAAGAAAACUUGGAUAAGUUGAUUGAUAGAUGUGCUCUCCGUCGAAUGGGAGAGCCUAAAGAACUUGCAGCAGUGGUUGCAUUCCUCUGUUUCCCAGCUGCUUCAUAUGUCACUGGCCAAAUUAUAUAUGUUGAUGGUGGAUUUAUGGCUAAUGGUGGUUUUUAAUCAUCAUUUAAUUUGUCUCUGCCUUUGUAAAUUACUCCAUCAAAUAAGAGAAGGAAUUGAACUUUCUA